Molecule: messenger RNA, 3488 nt
Organism: Rhineura floridana
Lineage: Eukaryota; Metazoa; Chordata; Lepidosauria; Squamata; Rhineuridae
Gene: CHERP
Product: calcium homeostasis endoplasmic reticulum protein
Exons: 18
Coding region: 131-2926 (931 amino acids)
Biological process (GO): RNA processing; intracellular calcium ion homeostasis
Cellular component (GO): perinuclear region of cytoplasm
Molecular function (GO): RNA binding
Source: RefSeq, a predicted model, not a curated record
UGCGGCGUGUCGCGAACGCCUCUAUUCCGCCUUUUUUUACGACAGGAGCCGCGCACUUGGCGGCCUGCCGGGGCCUAGUGCGGCAUUAACAGGCGCUGCUCGAGUCCCCGCGCCCGCCGCCGCCAUCAUCAUGGAGAUGCCGCCCCCUCCGCUGCCGCCCCCUCCAGAAGACCAGGAGCUCCGCAAUGUCAUUGACAAGCUGGCUCAGUUUGUGGCACGGAAUGGCCCUGAGUUUGAGAAGAUGACCAUGGAGAAGCAGAAGGAGAACCCCAAGUUCUCGUUCCUCUUUGGGGGUGACUUCUACGGCUACUACAAGUACAAGCUGGCCCUGGAGCAGCAGCAGUUGUUGUGCAAACAGAGCCAAGACAUUGAAGCCGCCCCACAGAUCCAGCCUCUGCCCCAGCCAGCCUUGGCCCCUGCUGCUCCUAUCGCUACUCCUCAGGGGACCCCCUCCAUGGAGGAGCUGAUCCAGCAGAGCCUGUGGAACCUCCAGCAGCAGGAGCAGCACCUCAUGGCUCUAAGACAGGAGCAAAUUACUUCUGCCAUCGCUCUGGCCGUUGAGCAGCAGAUGCAGAAGGCCUUGGAGGAGACCCAGCUGGACAUGAAUGAGUUUGAUAACUUGCUGCAGCCGAUCAUUGACACCUGCACCAAAGACGCCAUUUCGGCCGGCAAGAACUGGAUGUUCAGCAAUGCCAAGUCCCCCCAGCAUUGCGAGCUGAUGGCCGGGCACCUGCGCAACCGCAUCACGGCGGAGGGGGCCCACUUUGAGCUUUGCCUCCAUUUGAUCUACCUGAUCAACGACGUCCUCCACCACUGCCAGCGGAAGCAGCAGCGGGACCUGCUGGCUGCUCUGCAGAAGGUGGUGGUGCCUAUUUACUGCACCAGCUUCCUGGCGGUGGAGGAGGACAAGCAGCAGAAGAUUGCCCGGCUCCUCCAGCUGUGGGAGAAGAAUGGCUACUUUGACGAGUCAAUCAUCCAGCAGCUGCAGAGCCCGGCGCUGGGGCUGGGCCAGUACCAGGCCACCCUGAUCACGGAAUUUGCCAGCGUGGUGCAGCCGGUCCAGGUUGCUUUCCAGCAGCAGAUCCAGACCCUGAAGACGCAGCACGAGGAAUUUGUCAACAGCCUCACGCAGCAGCAGCAACAGCAGCAGCAGCAGCAACAGCAACAACAGCAGCAGCAGCAACAGCAGCAGCAGCAGCCGCCGCCGCCAUUGCAAAUCCCAGCCCCAGAGAGUGACGUGAAGCCGGCCCCUGCUCUGGCGCCCACCGCUCCUGCUCCAGCCGCUCCUGUUGCGCCCGCAGAUGAGGGGAAGGCUCAGCUGCCGCUCGCGGGUGCCACAGAAUAUGAGGCCACGGGGACGGCCCCCCCCGACCCUGCAGUGCCUGGACCUCGGGGGCCUGCCCCCCACGACCACAUUCCUCCAAAUAAGCCCCCCUGGUUCGACCAGCCACACCCGGUUGCCGCCUGGGGCCAACAGCAGCCUCCAGAUCAGCCUCCGUUCCCGCAGCACCACCAGGGCCCUCCCCACUGCCCCCCCUGGAACAGCAACCACGAAGGGAUGUGGAGCGACCAGCGGGAGCCCGGCUGGACCAGCCAGCGUGAAGCCCCCUGGAGCAGCCAGCCAGACCCCUCCUGGAACAACCAGUUUGAGGCCCCCUGGAACAACCAGCAUGAGCAGCCGCUGUGGGGCGGGGGCCAGAGAGAGCCCCCCUUCCGCAUGCAGCGGCCCCCUCACUUCAGGGGGCCCUUCCCCCCGCAUCAGCAGCACCCCCAAUUCAACCAGCCUCCACACCCCCACAACUUCAACCGCUUCCCACCUCGCUUCAUGCAGGACGACUUCCCUCCGCGCCACCCCUUUGAGCGGCCUCCCUAUCCACACCGCUUUGACUACCCGCAGGGGGAUUUCCCCCAGGAGAUUGGCCCCCCUCACCACCACCCCCCUGGGCACCGCAUGCCGCACCCCGGACUCAGUGAGCACCCUCCGUGGGGAGGGCCGCAGCACCCUGACUUUGGGCCUCCUCCCCCCCACGGAUUUAACGGGCAGCCGCCUCACAUGCGCAGACAGGGCCCCCCCCAUGUCAACCACGAUGACCCCAGCCUGGUGCCAAACGUCCCGUAUUUUGAUCUCCCUGCCGGCCUUAUGGCCCCUCUUGUCAAACUGGAAGACCACGAGUACAAGCCUUUGGAUCCGAAGGACAUCCGCUUGCCGCCCCCGAUGCCUCCGAGUGAGAGGCUGCUGGCUGCGGUGGAGGCCUUCUACAGCCCGCCCUCCCACGACCGGCCAAGGAACAGCGAGGGCUGGGAGCAGAACGGCCUGUACGAGUUCUUCAGAGCGAAGAUGAGAGCCCGGCGGCGCAAAGGGCAGGAGAAGCGGAACAGUGGCCCUUCGCAGUCCCGCAGCCGGUCCAAGAGCCGAGGGCGUUCCUCCUCCCGCUCCAAUUCAAGGUCUUCAAAGUCUUCCGGUUCCUACUCCAGGUCCCGCUCCCGAUCUUGCUCUCGGUCACGAUCCUACUCCCGAUCUCCGUCCAGGAGCAGAAGCCGGUCUCGCUCAUCGCGCAGCCGGUCCCGGUCCAGAUCCCGGUCGAAGUCCUAUUCCCCUGGAAGGCGGCACCGGUCACGAUCCCGCAGCCAAACUCCUCCUGCUGCGGCAGGAUUGGGCUCCAGCUCUGGGCCCCCAAUACCCGAAUCCAGACUUGGAGAGGAGAACAAAGGGCACCAGAUGCUCGUCAAGAUGGGAUGGAGUGGCUCUGGGGGCUUGGGGGCCAAGGAGCAAGGGAUCCAGGACCCCAUUAAAGGAGGGGACAUCCGAGACAAGUGGGAUCAGUACAAGGGCGUGGGAGUGGCCCUGGACGACCCCUACGAGAACUACCGGAGGAAUAAAAGCUAUUCCUUUAUUGCGCGCAUGAAGGCCAGAGAUGAAAGUUAACUCUGCUCAGAGUGGAGGCAGCCAGCCAGCCGGUCGGCUGCUGAGCAGAGGUCUGAGUGACUCAAAGCGCUCUGCUGUGCAGCCUCAGUCUCCUUCCCACAAGCCACCCCUUCUGUUCACAACUCCAUCCGGAACGCAAAAUGCGCAAUCCACUCUCGACAAUUGCUUCUAGGAGGAAUUCAGAUGCUUUGUAACAAGACAAAUUCUUUAGGCCUUUUAUAUUUUUGUAAAUAUCCUUCAAAUAAGAUUUAGAAGGCACGUGGCAGGCUGACACUUCAGUAACGUCACCUCCUCAUCCUUCCUUACCCACCGAUUUCUAAAUGUGAAGCAUUCUUUGCGUAGCCAAGAGGGGUGGCCAGAGACCACCACUCCCAGUGCCCAGAGGCCAGCCCUGAACAGCCCAAGCGGGAUCCUCUUUGAUAUGGUGAUGUAGUAAACUGUCCUAGAUUGACUUUAACUGUAGCUGUGACAUGAUUAGACAUCUGUAAAUUGGCCUAGCCGGCUCAGCUGUCCAUCUUGUACUUACUGUUGCCUUCCAAUAAACAAAAGACUUUUUUUUCUA